Medicago truncatula (barrel medic) is the source of this 3140-nucleotide messenger RNA. Its product is annotated as bromodomain adjacent to zinc finger domain protein 1A. The transcript has 4 exons. The record is from RefSeq and is a predicted model, not a curated record. Bases 265 to 2979 code for a protein of 904 amino acids. Lineage: Eukaryota; Viridiplantae; Streptophyta; Magnoliopsida; Fabales; Fabaceae.
GGUGGUUUAGUAAUAAUUGGGAGCGUACCCUACACACAGGUCUCAUCGUAGGAUUGCGGACGCCAUUUGAAGUUUCUCACAAACAAGGGAAGGGAAUGAAUGAUGUGCUUCUUUCUCUCUCUCUUUCUCAAUUUUGAAGCAAAACAAAAUUCAUAAUUAAAAUAUUAUUAUUUAAAUCAAUUACCCCGAAACUGAUUAUAGAAACUGCCACAAAGAAAUUUUCCUGCAAUUUCGAUCCUUUGUCCCUUCUCUACUCUCUCUCAGAUGGUAAAGGGAAGAAAGGUUAGUAGCAAACGUGAUUUGAGAAAGAGGGUUAGGUCAAAGGGCAGUGGUUCUGAUGAUUCCGAUGAGGAUUAUGUGGUUUCGGAUGAUGCCGGGAAUGUGUCUGAUUGUCCAGAGGAUGAUUAUUUUUCUUUGGAUGGAUGUGCGGCUGAGGAUAGUUUUGACGGGUUUAUAGAAGACGGGGAUUCGGAAAAGGAGGUGAUUCAACGGGUGACGAAAUUUAAUAGAUCGAGGGCUAAAACUGGUGUAAGGCGUCAGCGGACUAAUGUAAGUAAAGCCUCGAGGAAGAGACAGAGGGUUACUUAUGCAGAACAACCAGAAGAAGAAGAAGAAGAACAAGAUGAAGAAAAAGGAGAAGAAGAGGAAGAAGUAGAAGAAGAGGAGGAGGAGGAAGAAGAAGAUGAUGAUGAUUACAAUGAUGUUGAUGAAGAGGAGGAUGAGGAGGAAGAGGAAGAGGAAGAAGAAGUGGAAGUGGAAGUGGAAGAGGAAGAGGAAGAGGAAGAAAAAGACGAAGUGGAAGUGGAAGAGGUAGGUGAAAAUGAUGAGGAUGAUGAAUUUAAACCUGAGGAAGAAGAUUUCACAGAUGAGGAGGAAGAAGAAACAAGGGGCAGAAAGAAGAAAAAGGAUAAUUCCAUUUAUGAAGACGAAGAAUUUAAACCGGAGGACGAAGAUUACACAGAUGAGGAGGAAGAAGAAACAAGGCGCAUUAAGAAGAAAAAUAAUGGCACGAAGAUGGGCAAGAAGAAGGCUUUGAAGAAAAGGGUUUCUGCAACUUCUAGCAGAGGUCGAAAAAGGAGUGGUUCUGGAGUUUCAAAGAAGCCCAAGAGAAAGAGAAGACGAAAGAAUGGAGGAUCAACGAGGAAAGUACAGUGUGAUGAUGCAGAUGAUUUUUUGGAUAAUGUCCCAGCCAUCAGAACAAAUAGCAGAAAGAGAUCAGUCCUGAAAAGGAGAAGGGUUAUCCUUGAAGAUGCCAAUUCCGGCUCAGAUUGUGAGUCUAGACCAUCUGAUUAUGAGUUUACUAUCUCUGAAGAAGAAAAAGAACAGGUGAGAGAAGCCGUGCAGUUGUGUGGAAAUAUAAGAAGGAACUUGAGGAGAGCUUCUCUUCGAAUGGAAAAUGAAGUGGUUGGACUAUAUGAAGAUCUACAUCAGCAAUGGAAGCCUCCAGCACGGAAGGGUAAGGAAAAGAUAGAGGAAUCUCAAGGAAGAAAGGGUAAGGAAAAAGUAGAGGACUUGAAGAGUGAGGUGGGAAAACAGGUGUGUGGAAUUUGUCUGUCUGAGGAAAAUAAAAGAAGAGUAAGGGGAGUACUAAACAGUUGCACUCACUAUUUUUGCUUUGCUUGCAUUAUGGAGUGGUCAAAGGUUGAAUCUCGCUGCCCUUUGUGUAAGCAGAGAUUCCAAACAAUCAGUAAGCCUGCACGAUCAACAACAGCGGAAGAGGCGGUGAUACAAGUGCCCGAACGUGAUCAGGUUUAUCAGCCAACUGAAGAAGAACUCAGGAGCUACAUUGAUCCAUAUGAAUCCGUUAUGUGUUCAGAGUGUCAUCUAGGUGGAGACGAUGGCCUCAUGCUACUCUGUGAUAUAUGUGAUUCCCCUGCACACACUUAUUGUGUUGGUUUGGGGAGAGAAGUACCUGAAGGUAAUUGGUACUGUGAUGGUUGUAGACCAGUUGCUUUGGCAUCUUUAAACUCCCAAGCUCAAGAAUCUGAUUUAAGAGCGGCAACUCAAAGCCUGCCUUCCCGGCCAUCACCUGUUCAUAUACGAGAAAGUAUAGACCUGAACCUGAUGUCUUCACCUCAUACAUCUUUUAGUCAAGGGUUCGGGCAUCUUUCAUCUUCUAGAUUUUCUGGCAGAAGUACCGAAGGAGCUUCUCCGAUGUCUGGAGGUGGGGCACCAACUUUAUCAGAGAGACGAUGGAUACACCGUCAAGUUCAGCAGCUACAAAUUCAGCAGCUACGUUCAAUUGAUAGAAUGGCUUCUACAACUGGCAGAACUAACGGUGUUUCAGCUACCGGUACAUUAAGUAACUUGAAUAGCUCUGAAAUUAAUAGGGAACCAAGUUCUCAACAUAUAAGAACACAGGACGUAGGAACAUCCUAUCACACAUUUUUUGAGGAGAGAUUAGGCAACAACAUCUCUCCAUUUAUGCAGAAUGGAGACCCCUUCUCCAUAAGAAUGAGCAAUUCAAGGGGCCCAGUGGUUCAGGAUUCAACCAUGUUUUCGAACGGGCCUGUGAAUGCAGCUAUAUGGCCUGAAAUUUUGGGGACAUCGACCUUAUCAGAUUAUGGACCAAUCCACCCAUGCAGCAGCAGAUCAAACAUUGUCACUGAGGUUGGUAUACCCGCUACUGUCAAAGAAGAAGAUAACUUGCACAUUGUAAAGGAGCGAUUGCAGUCAAUGGUUAAAAGUCAUCUGAAGAGAUUGUCUCAAGAUGCUGAUUUGGGUUAUAGUACUUUCAAGGACAUUGCAAGGAGUUCUACGCAUACCAUACUCGCUGCUUGUGGACUCGAGCACAAUACGAGUGAGGUUUGUACUGUGCCUCCACCAUCCGUCUGUCCCCACAUUGAAUUAAUUGCUGGUGGACAAAUGAGUAUGAUUAAAGGUUGCUGCUCCUCUUGUUUUGAUUCUUUUGUAGGAGAUGUGGUUAAAAGUAUUUUGGACACAAGAAUGUCUUCACAGUGGUUACGAUUAGGACUUUAGGCAAAAUAUUCUUAAAUGUGUCCAGAGAGGCACACCUUUUUUCUUAGGAACCAAGUUAGGGACAAGAAUUUCUUUUUAACAGUAAGGACAAAAAUUUCUUAUUUACUUGUUUAUGCAUACAUUGACAUGAUUUACUAACAUUUCACAGACAGGUUGCCCUA